Knipowitschia caucasica is the source of this 1404-nucleotide messenger RNA. The record is from the annotation of a GenBank genome assembly. Lineage: Eukaryota; Metazoa; Chordata; Actinopteri; Gobiiformes; Gobiidae.
AUGCUUGAGUGCAACCGAGGCAAGCCCGUCAGCACAGCUCUAUCAGCAAAGCUAACUAAUCUCCUCGCUCAGUGGAUUGCCACCAGCUGCCGGCCCAUCAGUGUGGUUGAAGAUGAUGGGCUCGAGCUUGUUCUCCAGACGGCAACAGGUGACUCUUCUUACAAACUACCCGCGAGGCGAACUAUCAUGAGGAGAAUACAUGACCAGCACACCACAGAGAAAGCCGCAAAAGAUAAGAUGAUGUCAGAGGCGAGUUGUGUGGCGCUGACUGGGGACCACUGGACCUCUGUCAACAACGAUAACUACCUCGGCGUUACUGUACACUUCAUCGAUGCCAGCUGGGAGCUUCACUCCUUCGCUUUAGGUGUGAUGAAAACAGAGGAGCGUCAUUUUGCAGAAGCGUGUGCAAGGCAGUUUCUCUACGUCGCUAAUCAGUGGAAGAUAGCUGACAAAAUCAGCACUAUUGGAACAGACAGUGCUCCUAAUAUGGAAGGUGGUUUUGAUGGCGCACUGGCCAAGUGCCGUAAAAUGGUCGGACAUUUCAAACACAGUCCGGCCAACUCAGACGAGCUGAAUGUCCAGCAAGCCUCCCUUGGACAAGUUCAGGAGCCACUUGUGCAAGAUGUUUCAACACGGUGGAAUUCCACCCUAGAGAUGCUCAAGCGUGUGAGGCGCAACAGAGACGCACUGCACACAGUGCUGUCUCAGCAGAAGCAGAAUCUGGCCCUCCCAACAAAUGCUGAAUAUGAGAAGUUGGCAAAGCUAGAGGAACUGCUGGAGCCAUGCAGGUAUAUCACUGAGCUCCUUGGUGGGAAUAAGUAUGUAUCCUGCUCUGUGGUUCUACCUGCCCUGUGCCACCUCCAGCAUGUGAUGAAGAUCUCAGAUGAUGAUCCUGCCUAUAUUGCGCGAUUCAAGGCUGCCUUCACCAAGGACCUCAACCAGCGGAGGGAGAAAAUAAACCUGGAAUGGCUUAAGGUGGCGACUACGCUAGAUCCACGAUUUAAGGACCUUAAGUGCUUGCCCAGAGCAGAGAGGGAGCCAGUGUGGGCAAAGCUAAGUGAGUUGGUCAAGGGAGAAGAACCUGCUCUGCAGCCACUCAGGGAGGAGAACUCUGAGCCACCCAAGAAGAAAAUAGCCCUGCUAUUGAUGGAUUCAGACUCAGACUCAGACUCAGAGACACCAGAAGACAAUGCUGUGGAGAGGUACAAGGUAGAGCCCAGUGCCAGUCUAGAUCAGUGUCCACUGAAGUGGUGGGCGGAGCACACUGCUGUCUAUGCCCCUCUCCACCGCCAGUCACUCAGCCGCAAUAAUGAAGUCUGCCCUCUUACCCCAUGCCUCGCAAACUCCGGAAAACUCUGCUCCGCUGACGUCACAACCGCCUCCUCACACGGGAAAACUCGUUGA